Molecule: messenger RNA, 1230 nt
Organism: Cucurbitaria berberidis CBS 394.84
Lineage: Eukaryota; Fungi; Ascomycota; Dothideomycetes; Pleosporales; Cucurbitariaceae
Exons: 12
Coding region: 33-1118 (361 amino acids)
Biological process (GO): gluconeogenesis; glycolytic process
Cellular component (GO): cytosol
Molecular function (GO): zinc ion binding; fructose-bisphosphate aldolase activity
Source: RefSeq, a predicted model, not a curated record
CAGAACUCGAAUUACAAUCCAACAACGCAAUCAUGGCACAAGCAAGCGACGUACUCUCCCGCAAGACCGGCGUCAUCUACGGCGACGACGUGCUCAAGCUCUUCCAGCACGCCAAGGAUAAUGGUUAUGCCAUUCCCUCCAUCAACGUCACCUCCUCUUCCACCGUCGUAGCUUCUCUCGAGGCUGCCCGCGAUGCGAAGUCUCCCAUCAUCCUCCAGACCUCCCAGGGCGGCGCUGCCUUCUUCGCUGGCAAGGGCGUCGGCAACAAGAACCAGGAGGCAUCCAUCGCAGGUGCAGUAGCAGCAGCUCACUACAUCCGCUCGAUCGCGCCUAUCUACGGCAUCCCAGUUGUCCUCCACACAGAUCACUGCGCCAAGAAGCUCCUUCCAUGGUUGGACGGAAUGUUGGACGCAGACGAGGCCCAGUUCAAGGCUACCGGCGAGCCUCUGUUCAGCUCCCACAUGAUCGAUCUCUCCGAGGAAGACAAGGAGUACAACAUCGCCACGACCAAGAAGUACCUCGAACGCGCAGCUCCUAUGAAGCAGUGGCUUGAGAUGGAGAUUGGCAUCACGGGCGGCGAGGAAGAUGGUGUCAACAACGAGGAUGUUGACAACAACUCCCUGUACACCCAGCCAGAGGAUAUCUACGACAUCUACGCCGCGCUCUCCAGCGUCUCACCGUACUUUUCCAUCGCGGCCGGCUUUGGCAACGUUCACGGAGUGUACAAGCCUGGCAACGUCAAGCUCCAGCCCGCACUUCUCAAGAAGCACCAGGCCUUUGUUAAGGAGAAGACCAACGCCAAGGAGGACAAGCCCGUCUUCCUAGUGUUCCACGGUGGAAGUGGAAGCAGCGUCGAGGAUUUCCGCGAAGCCAUCUCAUACGGUGUCGUGAAGGUCAACCUCGAUACCGAUAUGCAGUACGCAUACCUCUCCGGCGUACGGGACUUCAUCCAGGGCAACCACAGCUACCUCCAGAGCCAGGUCGGCUCGAAGGACGGACCUGAUAAGCCAAAUAAGAAAUGGUAUGACCCACGUAACUGGGUCCGUGAGGGAGAGAAGACGAUGAGCAAGCGCAUUGCGGUCGCGUUCAAGGACUUCCACUCCGAGGGUAAGGCUUAGAAUCAUCAGUAGGAUGAAUCGGCGAAUCGAGAAUGAGAUGAACAAAAGCAGCAUAUAUGACUGCAUACUUCUCAAAUGAAUGUGGGGCAAGCAAUAUGAAUAAGAUUCUUCG